Messenger RNA from Mycena citricolor, 4358 nucleotides. Lineage: Eukaryota; Fungi; Basidiomycota; Agaricomycetes; Agaricales; Mycenaceae. The record is from the annotation of a GenBank genome assembly.
CGCCCUCGUUCCAUCCUUGCCCACCUCCUAGGGUUAUCUUCAUUGUCUGCAAUUGUGGCUUUUUUCUUCGACUUCGACUUCAAGCUAUUCUAUUUCCUUGGAAUAUUUUCAAACUAUUGGCUUCAAUCGCUAUCAAUCACAUCAACUCGCCAAGUUCUAACAGGCUGAGGGACAUAUGCUGGGACGUGAAGGAUCGGAAAUCACAGAAUCGGUCAAUGAAACAUUGCCAGAUCAAGACACAACCUUUUGCCGCCAUUUCCAACUUCAAGAUUUGACCCACCGCUCUCUCGUUGCGUCAUCUUCCAGCAUGACUAGCAUAGACUCUCACAAUUCAUCGGCCUCCCUUGUCUCAAGCAACAGUCGUGUUCAUUUCAAUGACGAGUUUCCUCAACCGCCCCUCAGCGGUCGGCCCCGCCGUGGAAGCCAGCCGUAUCCCAAAGUAGCCCAGAGCAAAGGUGCUUCCGAUCGCCGAAACUCCUUCGAUCUCUUUUGGAUUAUGAAUACUUUGUCUGCUGCUACAGUCGCUGAUAACACCGCUAGUGCCGUGGAAGAUAACAUCAAUGUACUACCUCAACCUUCUCUCGGGCUGAAUGCUCUGGCCAUUCACGAUCAGGUCCAGAAUAGCCCGACAAGCAAAGCAAGCCGUCAAUCAACCAACUUCAUUGUUCUCAGUCCUCGACAGACCGAGGCCUCGCUCAAGUCUCAAGAACCUGAAGACAAACAAUUUCAAGUUCUCUUGAAUGCAAAUGAGACCACCAAGCAGAUGUCCCAUAUCUGACAUGUUCUCUGCCAUGUAUUGUAGAGUUCGGCACCAUCAUAUAGGGGUAUACCUUUAUCAGAAACAUGACGUCGUAUUCGCGUAAUUCUGUCAACGUCACCCGUAGAAUUUUCCACGCCCACGAUCAGGUCGCACUUGGAUCAGGCUGGACUGCCCACUGGGUCACACCACGACCGCGAGGCCUGGUUGACGCGAAGUGGCUCGCCCGGACCCUAUAUGGCCAGCGGUAAGUCGUCUUUUGGAGUUUACGAGCCUCGUGCCGUUAGAUAUGCCCUUCUAUCCGGCCCACUGCCUUAUCCUUAUAUAUUGUAAUCGGCAUGCUGAAGGAGUGAUCGACUGGCGGAGCCAAAGCUCCUCUGCUUGUUCCAUUGACCCAUCCUGCUUUCGACCAUGACCUCUUCGUUGUCUAUAUUCACCUCUAAUGCAGUUUCCUUCGUUUCUUCUUCGCCAAGUUCUUAUUCUCUUCGCUCCCGGAACACCUGGCUGAUAUAACAACUUCAGUCAUUUCUGCAUCGGCACUCUCCAGUUCAGAGAGUGCGAGCGCAAGCGCGAGCAACAGUCAGAGCAGCGCGAUCGCGUCGCCAAGCUCUUCUUUAUCGGCUGCAGCCUCGCCGAGCAUUGCGUCGAGCUCGAGCGCGGUUGUCUCAUCCUCGAGUGUUGUUGUUCUACCUUCCUCAUCGGCAUCCCCGACGUCAAGCUCUGUGCCGUCCAUCUUGUCAUCGAGCACCUUUUCAUCCUCCAUCACGACCUCAAGCUCAUCACUUACUUCGACGAUACUCACGACUCCUUCCACCAGCCAAUCGAAGACCACCGUGCUCUCUGCGUCGAAUGGGGUGACUUUUACGACUAUAGUAGAGGUGACAUCGACCUUGCCCCCAGGAUCGACUGCCACCUUCGCAGCAAAUGCAACUCCGAAGCCGGGAUCUCAUACCGGUGCAAUUGUCGGUGGUGUUGUCGGAGGUCUUGCUGUUAUCGCCGUAGCUGCCGGAGCGUUUCUGUGGCUCAGACGUCGCUCACGAGACCGAGACGAAUUCGACGGAGAUUUCGACCCUGUCCGAGUGGGCACUGCGCGUCCUGCGUCUGGCGGACCUGAAAUGGCUGCACUGGCUACAGGAGGAACUUUACCUCAAAUGAACAUUGAUGACGAGGAGGAGGACGACGGCAUGGGGGGCCGUCUGCCCCAUAGCACUGUUGGCGGCGGUAUCGUCACACCGUUCACGUACACGCCAGCUCUUUCGUCUUACGGGCCCUCUACUCGAUCCCAGAGCCCGCCUAUGCCCAGUGCCUCUCCACCCCCGAUGUCGCAGUAUUCUCAAGAUGGAUACCAGGCGACCCUGAGCUCUACCGGUGGCUAUUACAAUGCGGUUCCGGAACAAGCUCAAGCUAUCGGUGGUUACUAUCCUCCUGCCCCAAGCAGUUCGGGUUCCAGCAAUCCGAGGAGCACCAAAGAAAGAGAAGCCUUCAACGGCCGGCGAAGCGCUGUUUUCGCCGUGGCAAACCCGGAUUCGAGGGGCAUGUACGACGAACAACAGUACCAGGCUUACCUUCAGUCGGGACCGCAGAACGGCCGACCGGGUUCAUUUGCUGGUUCUUUAUCCCCACCGCAGUCUCCUGUGGCUACAUCCUCGCGCGGUGUCAUUGUUCACCGGGACGGUGGUCGGGUCGAACCGGAUGCGGUCGCUGAGCGGGACCUCGAUGAAAUCCCACCCACCUACGACAGUCUCUCUGCUGGAGACAAAAAAUAGCGAUAUGAUUACCGCACUUCACCAUUCGACUUUGCUCUUUCCCACCAUUCACUACGUAGAGGAACGCUGUAAUAAUUCACGCACAGAGGACCGCAUUGUAAUUGUAUCUAUUAGCUCUAUCUUACCUUUCGCUUCAAUUUCUGACUUGAAGCGCUAGCUUUCAGUCCUGAGACAGACACCAUUGGCAUCAUAUACUUACGGCUGAACAAAGUCCAAUAACCGACUUAAACGGCAGUCCAGACCGCCCCAGCUAGCGACGAGAUGGUUUCUGGCAUAAUUGCUCAGACUCUGGAUUGAACAGGGGUCACUCAACCUCCGUCAACGUGGAGGCUCAGCUGCGCCGAGGGACUGACCGCCUCUCAGAUCUAAAUGCUAAUCCUGAUGCCAACACUCUCCUUUUUAGGCCCGCGAUUGCCCGUGAUCCGACGCUCCCCGCUAACAUAGUUUGACUUGCGUUGGGUGCAUGCACUUGCGCUGUAGUUCCACGAUGUGCCGCUAUUGAAUGGGUUCAGAGAAUUAAACAAUCUCGAGGAUUACUAGCUUGCGAUGGUCCUUCCAGGCUUCCAAUGCUAUAAUCACUGAUAUCGAAUAUGUUUGCGAGCGCACGUUCUUCCAUACUGGGUACUGAUCUUGACCUGGACCAUCCGAAAAUCUGAAGGACACAUGUUGUGUACCAUGUGGGCGUCGGGCCCAUCGGUGCGCUUCAACGCCGCCUGUUAUAUAUAUACGUGAUUUUUCCACUCUGUCAGGGACAACAUCCCCGCGAUGCAGUCCUCCGUCCUUUCCAUCGCUCCCUUGCUGGUGUCGGCCGUGCUUGCAAACCACCAGGUCUUGAAUACCUAUAUGAACAUUUCUUCAUGUUUGAGUCAGCCUUCGUUCUACUCUUGCGAGAACACGACGUCCAUUGCCGACACCUGCUGCUCCCCGACCCCCGGAGGACUGGUACUUCAAACGCAAUUCUGGUCGACCUGGACAGGUCUUGAGCAUGAAGGCCAACUGCUCCCCAAAGCCAGCUGGACCAUCCAUGGCUUGUGGCCAGACAACUGUGAUGGGUCGUUCAACAGCUAUUGCGAUCUCAGUCGUCAAUAUGACCCUACGCCGGACGCCGGAAUCGCUCCAUACACAGGGCAUGGGGUGGACACUUUCAUUCGGGACUUUGGUCGUUUGGAUCUGCUCGAUUUCAUGGAGAAGUACUGGAUCAACCAAGGCCUGCCGAACAAAAACUUCUGGGCGCACGAGUUCUCGAAGCAUGCGACCUGUACAAGUACCUUUGAUACCAAAUGCUAUGGGCCCGGGUAUAAGCAACACCAAGAAGUGAUCGACUUUUUCGAUGCGGUCAUCCGAGCGUACCGCAUGUAUCCUACUUUCGACAUUCUGGCCGCCGCCGGUAUCGUUCCAUCGAAUACCACCGCCUACAGCCUUGCCCGGAUCGAGAGCGCCCUCCAGUCUCAAACGGGUGCGCUCCCGCACAUCGGAUGCGUCAAAGGAACCAUCCUCUCGGAAGUCUGGUAUUACAACCAUGUGUGGGCGACAGAGCAGUUCGGCACGUACAAGCACAUCGACACCACCUUUGCCUCAAACUGCAAUGCCUCGGCGCCUAUUUGGUACUACGAGCGCACGCCUCACUCCGAGCACGAAGUCCGAAACUAAUGUACCAAAAUGUGUUGUUUUGAGAUGAUGAAAUUUGAAUCAUCCAAUUCUGUGAGAUGUUGUGCUGCUGUAGCAUCAUGUGUCCUGUAAGCAUUCAAGUGUUCAUCGAUGCAUCGGCUACUCGUGCGGCGCGGCCCCCGGAAGGAUCACAUGAUCCCGUUCGACGCGUUAUUUCCCACUGUUUG